AUGGAAAAGAGAAACUCUUCAACACUAACAGAGUUUAUCUUACAAGGUCUGCCUCAUUCAAAGGUUCUUACCAUUCCCCUAGUUUUGCUUUUUGUUUUUCUCUACAUUUUCACUCUGCUUGGGAAUAUUCUUCUUCUAUUGAUAGUUAAACCUACAUCUGCUCUACAUACGCCUAUGUAUUUUUUUCUUGCCAAUCUCUCCUUUUUGGACAUUUUUUUAUCUUCUGUCACAUUGCCUAAGCUGCUGGCCAGCCUUCUAUCAGUUAAGAACAUUCCCUUUAGUGGUUGUGUAUCCCAGUUGUAUUUCUUUCAUUUCUUGGCUAGCUCUGAGUGUUUUCUAUAUACAGUAAUGGCAUAUGAUCGAUACGUGGCUAUAUGCCACCCCUUCCUCUAUACCCAACACAUGAACUGGAAGUUAUACAUGGGCCUAGGCUUUGGUUCUUGGCUGACAGGCUCUGUACAUUCUAUGAUUCAUACAAUUUUAACUUUUAUUCUUCCUUUCUGUGGACCUAAUGAGAUAGAAUACUUCUUCUGUGAUAUUAUUCCUGUACUGAAGUUGGCCUGUGCAGAUACCACAAUCAACAAGUCAAUGACAUUGGUCAAUAUUGGAACCAUAGCUUUGAUCUGCUUCAUAAUAAUUCUGACAUCCUACAUUAAUAUAAUACUACAGGCUGUAAUGAAGAUAAAAACUGUGGAUGCAAAACGGAAGAUUUUCUCCACGUGUGGGUCACAUGCCACUGUAGUUUUACUAUUUUAUAUUCCUUGUGUUUUUAUUUAUAUGCGUCCUGAUACAGGAUCUUCAAAUGAUAGCACUUUGGCUAUAUUUUACACAGUCAUCACACCGUUCCUAAAUCCUAUAAUUUAUAGCCUAAGACAUAAAGAAGUAAAAGAAGCUUUUAAAAAAUUAAUUUGGAUUAAUACAUUUUAG
Molecule: messenger RNA, 927 nt
Organism: Bombina bombina (fire-bellied toad)
Lineage: Eukaryota; Metazoa; Chordata; Amphibia; Anura; Bombinatoridae
Product: olfactory receptor 10G4-like
Biological process (GO): G protein-coupled receptor signaling pathway
Cellular component (GO): membrane
Molecular function (GO): olfactory receptor activity; G protein-coupled receptor activity
Source: RefSeq, a predicted model, not a curated record